Messenger RNA from Branchiostoma belcheri (Belcher's lancelet), 6726 nucleotides. RefSeq lists its product as uncharacterized. Gene Ontology annotation, molecular function: integrin binding. The transcript has 35 exons. Gene Ontology annotation, biological process: cell-matrix adhesion; cell migration; integrin-mediated signaling pathway. Gene Ontology annotation, cellular component: focal adhesion; integrin complex; cell surface. Lineage: Eukaryota; Metazoa; Chordata; Leptocardii; Amphioxiformes; Branchiostomatidae. Bases 166 to 5271 code for a protein of 1701 amino acids. The record is from RefSeq and is a predicted model, not a curated record.
CCAGCUAACCCAUGUUUGUCUGCAAACGCAAGGACGUGUAAGGAGUGUCUCAGAGUUGCUGCCGAGUGUGGAUGGUGUUCCUCCGAGUCAUACACUCGACCCAAAUGCGAUUCAGCCAACAAUCUGGAGAACCUGGGAUGCCCGCUAGCAGCGCUCUUUAACCCUAUGGCAGACAUGGAAGUAACUGAGGAAGGCGUCAUCACCAAAGACGUCAGGCUGAGCGAUUCGUCUGGCGUAAGCGAAAAGGGCAUCGGCCAGCGGUGGGGCCACGACGAGUGCGCUGCCGACCCGAUCACCUGCGGGGAGGGCGGGCCUGCAGCGAGGACAGGCGGAGGAGGAGGAGGCGGAGGAGGUGGAAAUUCCUUCGGAGGAGGAGGAACUUCCUUCGGAGGAGGAGGAGGAUCGUCAAUAUCGUCUUCGUCAUCUUCAUCAUCUACCUCGAUUUCCGGUUCAUCAUCCGGGGGAAGCGUCAGUUUCGGAGGAGGCGGGACAGGAGGUGGAGGUAGCUUCGGAGGAGGCGGUACAGGAGGUGGAGGUAGCUUCGGAGGAGGCGGAACAGGAGGCGGCGGUAGCUCCGGAGGAUUUUCCUUCGGAGGAGGGACCGGAGGUGGAGGUAGCUCCGGAGGAUUUUCUUUCGGAGGAGGCGGGACUGGAGGAGGAUCGUCCAGCUCCAGCUCAUCUUCCUUCUCUGGCUCGUUUGGAGGAGAAGGCGGUUUGGACUCCGACACCUUUUUUUCCAAUCUGGACGACUUCAUCAAUAGGGGCGGGCGUGGCAGCGACACUGGGAGAAAGAAGCGUCAGGCCGACGACGACACCUUGGCUAACAUCAACCGCAUUUCUCCCAAGGAACUUAAGCUGGACAUGAGAAAAGGAUCGACCUACAGUUUCACCAUGAACGUGUACCGCCCGAAGGACUACCCUGCCGACCUCUACUACCUUAUGGACCUGUCCGAUUCUAUGAAGGACGAUUUGGAAAAUCUGAAGGGGCUUGCUGAGACUCUGACCGACCAGUUGAGGAUACUUACCAAGAACUUCAACGUUGGGUUCGGCGCUUUUGUGGACAAGACCGUGUCUCCCUAUGUGGACACGUCGCCAGCAAAGCUGUUGGAGCCCCUCCCGGGCGCCGCCCCGCCCUUCAGUUACAUCAACGCCCUGUCCCUCACGCACGAUGCCGAAUUGUUUAAAACCGAGGUCGGGAAGAUCAGGAGCUCCGGCAACCUGGACGCCGCGGAGGGAGGGUUCGACGGCAUGCUGCAGGCACUCGUGUGCAGGCAAAAGAUUGGCUGGCGGGAGGCCUCCACCCACAUUAUCCUGUACGCCAGCGACGCGCCGUUCCAUUCGGCUGGAGACGGCAAGCUCGGCGGCAUCGUCAAGAAGAACGACGAGAAGUGUCACUUGGACGUACGAGGAAAAUACACGGAGGAGAAAAACCAGGAUUAUCCGUCCAUCAGUCAGAUCAGAUCCCUUCUGGAAGCCACCAACACUCUGCUCAUCUUCGCCGUGGACAAAAAGUUCCAGAGUAUCUACGAGAGCUUGGCAAAUAACCAGUUCGCAGGCCUGGCGACAGCCGGAGUGCUAGAGGCUGACUCCAGUAACAUCAUCGCACUUAUAGAGCGGUCCUACAACCAACUGCUGUCCCAGAUCGAGUUGAACUUCGUGAACUUCCCCAGCGAGUAUAUGUCCUACACGGUCACUCCCAACUGUGGUAGAGGGCAGAGGGAGGGGAGCAAAUGUACCAACGUGCAAGUAGGAGACGAGGUGACCUUUAAGGUUGACCUGACGAUGAACGACAUCCCGGAAGACUCCGCCAUGUUGCAACCCGAUUACAUACACGAGUUCAAGAUCAAACCGGUGGGUUUCCACGAAGAGCUGGUGGCCAAGCUGAAGUACCUCGGGUCUUGUGACUGCGAGAAGAACGCGAUUCAAACAAGUCGGGAAUGUAACCUCCACGGGACAUUUGAGUGUGGACAGUGUGUCUGUGACUCUGGAUGGCUUGGAAAGACGUGUACCUGCGAUGCCUCCAACAACACAGUUGCUGCCAACAACGAGGGUUGCAUCAUGCCGGGGAGCCGCAAUCCGGAUCCGUGCGAGCGGAGGGGCACGUGUCUGUGCGGGGAGUGCAACUGCGACAGACCCGAGCGCUUCUCGGGAAGAUACUGCGAGUGUGACAACCAGGCCUGCGAACGCUUCAACGGAGCGAUCUGUGGGGGUCCGGCGUUUGGAACAUGUGACUGUGGCACUUGCAAAUGUAAAGAAGGCCGGGAGGGGAGCGCCUGCCAGUGCCCGAGCGACCGUUCAGUCUGCAAACCGAGCAACGCACCGGCCGAUGCCGACCUGUGUAACGGCCACGGUGAGUGCGCCUGUAACGACGGAGAGGACCAGCGGGUGUGCGUGUGUGAGGAGGGGUACAGCGGCAGGUUCUGCGAGGAGUGUCAGGCGUGUCCAGGGAAGUGUGACCAGCUGAAGCCGUGUGUCCAGUGCCACGCCUGGGGGAAGAACUGGACAGAGGAGGUCUGUGUGGGCAGAUGUGUGGACAAGGUCUACAUGUCCGACAGGCUGCGAGACGAUGUUGGAGUGACACGUUGUGCGUACACUGACGAUGACGGCUGCAAGGUCCACUACACGUACGGCACAGACUCCUACAAGGGGACGACGUCUGACGACUUCGUCAUUGAGGUCCGCAAGAACAAAGACUGCGUGACGCCGUUCCCGUGGUGGUGGCUGGUGCUGGGCAUCAUCCUGGCCAUCCUCCUGCUGGGUCUGUGCUGCCUGUGCUGCUGGAGAUGCUGGGCCUACUACAAGGACAAGCAGGAGUUCCUCCUCUGGCAGGAUGAGAUGAAGGCUCAGGCUGCAUGGGACACGGGAGACAGUGCAAUCUACACCCCUCCGGUCACAACACACCACAACCCUGAAUUUAUCGCUGGAGGAGCGACUGUUGUUGAUGGUGGUCUUGUGAACGCAACCGCUCCAGUUGCAGCAGCUGCUCCGAUGAUUAACCUUGACCUGAAGGACAAGUUGGUGGUGAAGACAGGGUCAGUCAUCAUCCUGGACAUCCCGUUCAGCGGCCGACCCACUCCGGACAUCGUCUGGACCAAGGACGACGUGGAGAUCUACAGUGGCGACCGAGUGACGAUCGAGAACGCUGCCACCUCCACCACCCUGUCCAUCAAGAACUGCCAGCGGUCUGACGCCGGGAACUACCGCCUGGCCCUGGCCAACACCGCCGGACGAGCCAAGGCUGACGUGGACGUGGUCGUCAUCGACAAGCCGGGACCUCCUAAAGAGGUGCGUGUCGAUGACAUCAUGCAGGAUUCCGUGGCGUUGUCAUGGCGACAGCCAAUGGACGAUGGCGGCAGCAACAUCACUAACUACUCGGUUGAAAAGUUCGAUUAUGACCGCAACAACUGGGUCAUGGUCAACCCUUAUGUCCCAGGUUUCAACUACACCGUGCCUAACCUGGUGCCCGGUGGGGAGUACCUGUUCCGUGUGGCGGCUGAGAACCAGUGCGGCGUCGGGGAACCGACCGAGAGCGAACGGAUCAUGGUCCAGAGCCGCCAUGGCCGACCUCCCGGCGUCCCCGGGACCCUGACCUAUGAAGAAGUGACCGGUGACCGGGUGACCCUUCGCUGGAGCCCGCCGUUGGACGAUGGCGGCAGCGAGGUCACCAACUACGUGAUCCAGAAGCGCGACUCUAACGACGCGCACGGCUGGACCACGGUGUCCUCCUCCGCCACCCGUACCUCCCACCGGGUCGGCAACCUCAACCCCGGCGGCCACUACCGCUUCCGGGUUCGCGCAGAGAACUACUACGGACCGGGGCCCUGGACCGAGUCGGGCAGUGUCAUGCUGGGCGGAAGUUUGCCUGGACGGGGACAGGUUCAACAGUCCAUGUCGUCGUUUUCCACCCUGCCCGCGGGGAUGAGCUUCCAGCAGCCAGCCUACAUCAUCGCCCAGGCGCCCAUGCAGAGCGCCACGCUGCCGUACGGAGCCAGCUUCCAGUCCAUGCCGGGCUGGGGAUCCAUGACCAUGCAGCAGGAAGUGCCCCAACAGCAGGCCGCUCCUCCUCCUCCGAAACCAGAUCCAAUUGGCCCGGUGCUGCGCCAGGGAGUGACUCUGGUGGGGAAGGACUUCACCGAGGUGCUGCUGAUGCUGAUGCGGGGAAACCCCGGCAUGCCGGACCCGCUGGCGCGGUUCUACGCCUACCAGCCCAUGGACCAGAUGGGAGAACAGCAGCUGAACGACUGCACCAGCGAUCUGUGCGGGUUCAAACCGAAGGAACUGCUCAUCCUCUGCGGACUCACGCCUAACAGGCCUAACACGCUUAUACUGUGCCAUUACCUCAUCAUUCUGGCCAACGAAGAACGGAGCCACCAUCCAAACUUUAACAGCCUGGAAGACGUCCUGGGGACCGUGAAGCAGAUCUGUAAGAAACGCGACCUGUCUUACGACGCCAUCUCCCUCAUCAACGCCCUGACCAUCCUGGUGGAGCUGGGCAGGAAGUACCGGCACGAGGACUGCCACAAGUACGAGAAGGCCCUGCAGGAGGCUCGCACCAACAUCACCAACAGGGAGCUCGGCCGCAUCAUCCUCACCAUCCUGGGCUUGAACGUGGUGGUGGUGAAGGUGAACGUGACGCUCAAGAACAAGGACAUCACCCCGCUGCUGCUGUGCCUUAAGGACGGCGACGUGGACCUGCCGCCUAACGGCGAGGACCUGUGCCGCUUCAAGCUCGACACUCCCCUGGACCAGAUGACGGACGACGAGCUCCGCGAGAACAUCGAGGAGCUCUCUGGCUUCACCCCGGAGAACCUGCUGGAGCUGAUCCAGAUGCCGCCGACCCGGCAGAACGUGCUGGCCCUGGCCCACCUCAUGAUUCAGCGCGCCAACGAGGACCUGCCGGUCACCCCCGCAGCCAUGACACCGAAGGCCCGCUCACGGACGUCGUCCCAGUCAAGCGGCACGGGCCAAGAGUUAACCGGACCGGAGCGGGCAGCUAGGGUGGGGAGGAAACUGGACUGGUUAGAGACGGCGUUAGAGGAGGCAGCCGUCAAACAAGCGUUAAACUGUGCACGACUUUCAGCAUCAAAACCACCGACAGACCUUGACAGGGACAGUCUUUUGAGAAGUUUAGAGAAUCUUGAGGAUGUUACAAAACAGUACCAACACCCAGAGUGGAGAUAUUACCAGGAAACAUUGACGAUAGCCAGACAAAGCGUGUCAGACCCGAACCUUGGUAAACUGGUUCUGGCACUCAUUGGAAAACCCAGUUAGUACCGAUUGUAUGAGGUGUCUUAUGUAAAUUUUUGGAAUUUCGUGUGAAAAAGCACAACUUGAAUGGCAAACAAUAUGAUAACCCAUUGAGGACAUUAAAAACUACAAUAUGUAUUUCGACAUGAAAUCAACCAUUAGAGAGGAGGCCAUAGUACCGCAACUUUGUAUACUGUUCAGAUGUCUUGGUAGAAAUACGAUAAAAAUAAUUAGAUGCAAUAUAGUACUGACCAACUCGUGCAGUUGUGUCAAAACUGCAAAUUUACAAUAUAUAUUUUCAGCUACUUGAAAACAGUAUUAUUUCUUUCAUGUACUGAUUGGGAAAAUCAUAGUUUGCUAUUUUUAUGAACUGAUUUUAAAACGCUAUUUUGAUCUUUAAAAAAAGACACAAAAAGGCAACAGACGAGAAAUAUGUUUGAAAUGAGCUAUAGUUCUAUAUUCUCCGAGGAAGGGAACAGUUUAUCAAUAGUUUUCGCAAGUACGCUGUGUCAAUAUUUUACGUUGAAAAUGUGUCCUAGGGCACUUUCUAGGAUUGCUUCUAUUAAGAUAAGAUAUUGAUAUUGUUUGGUAGAUUGGUGAUAGAUUGGCUUAAGUUCUAGCUGCUAUUUAGAAUGUGUAGUCGUAGUGUCCCCUUUAGAAAACUGUUAAUGGGUAUGUCCUGUGUUCGUUCGUUCCUUGUACUGUUUUGUUGGAAUCAGGACAGCAACACUACGCGUGCUUUUAUAGUCCUGUUUUUGCUAUGAUAUAGCACAGUAAAAAUGUAGGACUAUAUCUUGUGAACAGAUUUAAGGUGACAUAUUAUUUAAUUGUAUUUCGAUACAUUUUGACGCUGUGUAUGUUCAAAUGCAAAUACAUCAACGUCUAAGUUAUGUAUGGUGGGUAUGUUGGCUUCGAUGUCCUAUAUGUUGAAUGAAAAGGCUAGGAUGUAUUUAAAGUAAAGUUAAUGUAAUUUAUAUAUGUAUAUUGGCUUAUGUUUUGAACAUUGGAUUAUUUUGGUGAUUACAAUAGGGUGCUACCGGAGCUGUAAUAUAAGUUGCAUUAGUAUCGUAAGGUUUGAUGUCUGUUACAGGCACCUUGGAUCAAAAAUAUCUAUGGAAAAUGUGCGAAGCACUGUUCUGCUCAUCUUUAUCCUUAUUAUGAUAUCUGAUAGAUGCUAGUUGGACGGUGAUACCGAAUCACGUAUCACAAACCGUUACUUGGCAAACAGUAAAAUCAGUUCUGUUAUAAUUUUGUUGCUUUUACGCUUGUUAAAAGCAGAUGACUUAUUCGAAAUUUUCCAUAAACGAAGUCUUUUUACAUUUACCGCAGCCUGUUUUUCUUUUGACUUUAAACUUGCAAAGUGCGCAAAUCUUUUCUAUACGAUGCUUUCUUUUAUGUAAUAGAUUUGGACCUUAAGUGUUAAAUGUUUACUUUGAUUCAUUUUGUUGGGGAUUUUGUAUUAAAUGAUGUGAGGUCUCA